Messenger RNA from Symbiodinium pilosum, 1512 nucleotides. Lineage: Eukaryota; Dinophyceae; Suessiales; Symbiodiniaceae. The record is from the annotation of a GenBank genome assembly.
AUGACUGCACCCAUAAAGCCCGAACACAAGAGGUUGACGAGCAGACUACAUGGUUGUCACCGAGCAUCCGAUAUCGCAGGGCUGAUGCGCACCGCGCGAGAUUCCAACAGGCUCGAUGGCGUUUUGUGGGCCGCAGCUGUGCAACGGAUGAGUGCGGUCGAGAAGAGGGGAAACACCGAAGCCGUGAGACAAGGCUGGGAGUUGCUGAUGGCUAUGUCGGAAACACACCUUGUCACUCUUGGGCACAGGGAGCUGGCUGUCAUCGCUGUUGCCAUUGCAAAGUCUAAGCAUGCAAAAGGCAAAGAAAGGUUUCUGGAAGAAGUCCUUCAGAUGGCUUUGAUACCCAAAAGUGAACACGGCCUGUUGUCCAUUCGCCAUCUUGCAAACCUGUCCUGGGCCGCUGCGUCCACGAAGCUGUCGGCUCCAAAGCUUUUUGAAGCUGCAGCUGGUGCCGUUGGAAACUCUCCUGGCUUGUGCAACUCGCGUGACGUUUCUCAACUGCUUUGGGCAUUUGGCCGGGCAAGCCACUCACAGCUGGGGUUGGACGUUCUUGAGAACCUAGCCAAAGAGCAUGUUUCUUCCCAGUUUUUGCCCAGCUUUGGUGACCACGACAUGGCAGCUUCGGUCUGGGCCAUAGCAGUCUUGGCAUCUCAGAGGAGCCUUGAAGAAAAAAGCAGGCGUUUUAUCUGGGAGCUGGCUGCCCACGCAACUGCACGCUCCUCCGAAUUCUCUCCGCAGGGCCUGUCGAUGCUGCUUUGGGGCACAGCCACUUUGCUCUCGCGGGGAGUUGACAUGCCCAGUGCUGCGCUGACGACCGCUUGUGGGCCGCAGAUCGUCGCGCUUGCUUCCAAGUUCACUCCACAGGGGGCUGCCAACAUUCUUUGGUCCUUGUCAACCAUGGCGAAGAUCGAUCACGAGAAGGCAGCAGGAGAAAUGCUGAGCUUUGAGGAGUUGUCUGCCAGGAUGCUGCCAGGCCAACAUGCCGUCAUGGAAGCUUUGUUGGAUAGAAUCCUGAAGAAGAUUUUCGAAUGCAACGGGCAGGACAUUGCCAAUUCCCUGUGGGCCGUGGCCAACACCAGCCAUUUGGGACCCUCCGCCGUGAUGCUGUUUGACCAGAUCACCCAGAACCCUGAUGUAGUUCCUGUGCACCUUUUCUCGGCGCAGGAGUGUGCCAACUCCCUGUGGGCUUUGGCUCGGAGUCGCUGGAAAGGGGAUCCGCAUUUGCUGGUACUCAGAAUUGCUAGCAGAAUGGAAGCUCUGAAUGAAUGGGAUGAGCAGAGCCUGUCCACUGCUGUGUGGGCCCUGGCGGUGUUGGGUCAUCGCCAUGCUGCUUUGCCUCUGCUGGCCAACUCACGCCUGGAGUUGCAUCAUCUUCGAACCUUUCCAGCUACCAGCAUGUGCAUGCUCGCUUGGACUUGCGGUAUGCUGAAUAUUCAAGGGUAUCCUGUUCCAGGGCUGGUUGUUGCUCUGCAAAGCAGGGUGCAAGAUCUCAGCAUCAGUCAACUUGCCGUC